Cebus imitator (Panamanian white-faced capuchin) is the source of this 6893-nucleotide messenger RNA. It is a transcript of the gene LRRC27, whose product is annotated as leucine rich repeat containing 27. The record is from RefSeq and is a predicted model, not a curated record. Lineage: Eukaryota; Metazoa; Chordata; Mammalia; Primates; Cebidae. Gene Ontology annotation, molecular function: protein binding.
CACCACACACAAACACCCGCGUGCGGCGUGGUGCCUGCGGGCUUCCGUACUGGGUCUCCAUGGCGACCGCGUGGGCCGGGCUGCCUCCAUUGUCGGGCUGCCGCUUUCCGCUGCGGGGCUCGCCCGCGCUCCGGUGGGCGGGGGCCCCGAAGGUGACUCCAGACCAAGGAGGAUGAGCUGCUCUCCCUGGAGGAGAACGGAUGGAGGGAAGCGGCUCCUACAGAGCUCCCUCUGCAGCCGCUGCUGAUCUGGAGGAGGAUGCUGGUCAAACUAGGAGCUUGCCUGCCGCCCCCUCCAAAGACGUUCACAAGGGUGUUGGAGGGAUCAUUUUUUCCUCCUCACCAAUUCUAGACUUGAGUCAGAGUGGUCUGUGCCAUUUGGAAGAGGUCUUUAGCAUCCCCAGCCUUCAACAAUUGCAUCUGCAAAGGAAUGCCCUCUGUGUGAUUCCUCAAGAUUUCUUUCAGUUACUACCGAACCUGACUUGGCUGGACCUCCGGUACAACAGGAUCAAGGCACUUCCUUCUGGGAUUGGGUCUCACAAGCAUUUGAAAACUUUGCUUUUAGAAAGAAAUCCUAUCAAAAUGUUACCUGUGGAGCUGGGGAGUGUACUUACACUGAAAGCCCUGAACUUGAGGCACUGCCCUCUGGAAUUCCCUCCACAGCUCAUUGUGCAUAAGGGAUUGGUGGCUAUCCAGCACUUCCUGCGGAUGUGGGCGGCAGAACACUCUCUCCCCAGAAGUCCAGCUUCUCAAGGGGCUGCGCCGGCUAAAGAGAUGACCCUCCACAACCUCCCGAGCCUGGGACUGGAGUUGUCUGCAGACUACGCAUCUAAUGAAGGAGCUUCGAAUGCUGGGGACCCAGAGCAGGCCGUGAUGAAAGAGAAAGCUGGCUUUCUCCCGCCCGUGGAAAAGCCCAACCUGAGUGAUCUCAGGAAGUCCGCUGACUCCUCAGAGCACUGGCCCAACGAGGAGGAGAUCAGGCGCUUUUGGAAGCUGAGGCAGGAAAUUGUUGAGCAUGCAAAGGCAGGUGGUCCUGGAAAUCAGCUCUUACCGAGGGAAUUACCUCCCAAUCUCAAGGCGGCCUUGAACAGUGAGAAGGAGCCGCCAAAGCCAAGGCACAUUUUCAGAAGGAAGACGGUCUCCUCCAGGAACAUCUUACCCGACCUCUCGUCACCAUACCAAACGGCGAUCCGAGCACAAAGACUGGAAGAGAGCCGAGCGGCCGCACUCCUAGAGCUCCGGGAGAAGCAGGCUCUGAUGGAGCAGCAGAGACGAGAGAGAAGGGCACUGCAGGAGUGGAGAGAGCGAGCCCAGAGGACGAGGAGGAGAAAGGAGGAGCUCAGCAGACCCCUGCCUCCGCGGAGGAGCACGGUAGCAUCAAAGAUUCCCUUUGCCGCAGAUCUGAUAGACAAUGGGAAAACACCACUGAAUCCACCCAGAAAAAUGAAACCAUGCAAAGAGAAAUCAUCACAAGCAAUUACAGAAAUGAGUGCCUUCCGAGAGGGAAAUUUGGAAGAGAGAAUCAAACAGCACAUCCACCAAAUGCAUGAGCAAAGAAGAGUCUGUGGCCAGGCCCCGCUGGAGGAGAUGAGGAAGGCGGCCGAGGAUCUGGAAAUGGUGAGGAUUUCUUGGUUCUGGGACGAGAGAGGAGGCGUGAGGGCAGGGUAGGACACUUCCUGGAGACCCCCCAGCCUGACUUGGACCCCUCUUCUGAGACUUCUCCUCCUCGGCCCAGGGCGUUUGUACCUGCCUUUAGGUGAACUUUUGCUCUCUCUAAAUCUGUCAUUUAUGAGUAUAACCUUGUCCUUGGACACCAGAACGCUGCCUCUUAGGGCUGGAAACAUCUGUGUCUCAAUCCAUUGCUUCAGAGUAUGGACUCAAGAGUCUAUUUGGUGUUAUAAACAAGUUUAGGCCCACAGAUUUGAUAACUUUAAUGAAAUAGAUGAAUCCCUUAAAACGCAACAUCUGCCAAAACUUGCAGAAGAAAUAAGUGAUGUGAAUAUGUUUGUAUCUAUUACAGAAAAUUAAUCAAUAAUUUAUUACAUUGCAAAACAGAAAUCACAGGCCCAGAUGGGUUCACUGGUGAAUUCUACCAAACAUUUAAGGUUUAAGGAAAAAACUAUACCAAUUCUCUAUAAUGUCUUCCAGAAGAUAGAAACAGAGGGAAAACUUUUAACUCAUUCUUUGAGGCCAGCAUUACUCUAAUACCAAAACCAUACAAAGAUAUUACAAGAAAGGAAUACUGUAGACCAGCAUUGUUCAUGAACAUAGAUGCAAAAAUUCUCAGCAUUCAGAAAUCAAAUCCAGCAAUGUAUAAAAACAAUCACACACCCUAGUUCAACAUUGAAAAGUCAAUCGAUGCAAUUCACCACAUCAGUAAGCUAAACAAGAAAAACCAGUUGGUUUUAUCAAUAGAUGUAGAAAAAGCACCUGACAAAAUAUAAUGGCUGUCAUGAUACAAACCCUCUGCAAAUUAGGAUAAGCUGGGAACUUCCUCAGCUUGUUAAAGCAAAUCCAGAAAAGGCCCACAGCUAACAUCAUUCUUAAUGGUGAGAAACCGGAAGCCCUCCUUCCCCUGCUCCCUGCCUGGCGACGGGGCCCUCCUUCUGCCUUGACCCCUUCCUGGUUGCUACCACUCAGCCAGCACGUGGGACAGUGGACUCCAUCCUAGAGCUUCUAGUUUCUCACCACUAAGAAUAAUGUUAGCUGUAGGUCUUUUCUGGAUCUCUGCCUCAAAAAAAAGGAAGCAGAGUCUGUCCAGGUCAUGCCAAGGCCCUGAGUCCGCUUCCCUACUCUGCCCAGCCCACUGACUCCUCCAGCCUCCCAGCAGGAGACAGGGCUGUCUCUAGAGAAGCUGACCAACCAGGCACCACGGUGGUGACAGAGGCCACGUGUGGCCUUCCUGAGCCCUGCAGAAGGGCAGGUACACAACGGGCCAUGAGGGCCGGCCGGCUCCAUGGCACUGUCUGAGGCACCAGCCAACCAAGACAGUUACUGACCACAGUUUGCUUCUCAUAGAAAUCUGGGUCAGUGACAAGUGAUAUUGACCGUGUUGUAGUGCCAUAAGCCCUGAGUGGUGCUCUAUCCCACAGCUGUGAUGUGGCUGUAUGAGGCUGCAGGGGUCUCCGGGGACCUGCACUGGAGGGAGAGCCAACCCGCGCCCCCAGCGGGGCAGGAUGCGGAGGGAGAGGGGAGCCGGGCGGCCCAGGGCUCCUGUGCUUGGAGUGGGGAGGUUGGGACGCUGCAGGGGCGAUGCCUACGGGCCGGAGGGGCAGGAACAGAAAGAGGCCCUCCUCAGCUGCUGCACCUGAGGCCCCCUCAGUGCCCUCCCUGACUUCCCUUGUUCUGCCCAGGCCAUUGGCCGCAGAGCGUAGGUCUGGAACAGAAAGCCUGCCCCUGCUUUCAGACUCGACAAUUUCCUUCUCCUGCCCCUGAUCCACUGCUCCUGUGUCUGUGGGGUGAGGGUGGCAAUUGUGGCCCCAUCUGCCUCCCAGGGUAGUUCCGGGUCUCAGGUGGGGUCACAACUGUGGUGAUGUUUGCCAGCACUGCCCGGAUGUGGCACCAGCCUUCCCUUUGCCCACAGGAUGGGACCCUGAGUGUCUGUUCAUCCACUGACCUGCAUCUCUCAGGAGACUGUCUGCAUAGGACACCCGGGUGGGGCCAUGUGUGUGCCUGCCGAGGGCAGUGUCCUGGGGUGGAAGGCCUGGGAGCUGGCUGGAAGUAGGCUGCCGGCCCGUCGCUGAGGGGGUGGGGUCGUGCCGUGAUGCGGCUUGCAGGGGUCCCUGGAGAAGCAGGGCUGGCCCUGCUCACUUCCACGUGGUCUGGGCCCCACAUGGAAUCUGAGCCAGAGAGGUAGUGACAUCCUGAGUCCUGCCAGCCUUUCUAAUGCAGCCCCCCUUGCCUCCCACAAGGCCAGAGAGCUACAGGAUGAAGUACUGAAGCUAAAACUGGGAUUAGCCUUGGACAAAGACCAGCGAUGGACUGCCCUCACUGGAGGCCUUUUGCUUCGCCCAGCGUCACGGCCUCGCAAUACAUUUUUUAACACAAAAUAUUAAGAAUCGGGAAAUGUUUGCAGAUGCAGUGACACCAGGUGGCUGGACUGAUGGAACCGUCUUCAGACAGGAGAUGCUCAGUCUUCUUCCUCGGGCGUUGCCUCCUGUGUGGUGGCCGGGAGGGCACCAGGUUCACGUUCGUCUUAUGGCUUUUUCACAGCAGCCUGUUGGUUUUCUUAGGCGGUCCGUGUUUCUCCUGAGGCUGUGGAAGAUUUCAGCCGAAUUAAAAGAAAGGACACGGUGAGCACGUGGCCCGCUUUCAUUCCCUUCCGCAGGUUCCCGCCAAUGCACGUGGCGGAAAGGGCCGGCACCGGCCUCUCUCCCACCCUGGAGCCCUUGUUACGAAAGUCCUCAUAGCUUUCAUUCACUUCGUUAUUUUAGUGUGGGAGAGGAGACCAGGUCACCUGAUUCCUGCGAGGCCCAAAUUAGGGACUUGCCUCUGCCUGGAGGCAGGGCUCUCCUUUCCUGCUGCCUGCCCAGUGACAGGGCCCUCUUUGGCCUUGACCCCUUCCUGGUUGCUACCACUCAGCCUGCACAUGGGACAGUGGACUCCAUCCCAGGGCCAUGGCAGGGCCCGCGGACCUCAUGUCAUAGAUCAGCCUUAUUUCACACUCUGCCUACCAGGCUGUGUAGAUUCUGUGUGACUUAGUGUCUUUGCUGAGUGCUUGACUGGAUCUUGAAAACAUUUUUCAUUUGAUUUCCUUAAAACAGAUAAGACAAUUCAGACUGCAUUUUGUGUUAAUUUUGGUAAAUAUGGUUUUCAGUGAGUUUCCUCAUUUCAUCCAAUUUGUGCUAUGUAUUAGCAUAAAGUUCCUCGCAAUAUCCUUUUAUUCUCAGUAUCUUUAAGAUCCGUAAUAAUGUCCCCUUUUAUUCUUGGCUUUGCGUUCUUUAUCAUUCUUAAUAGGGAUUUAUCAAUGUUGUUCUGCUUUUCCAAGAACCCCAGGCCACUGGAUUCUGUCUCACGGUCUCUGCACUCUGCAUUUUCUUUCUGUGCUUUCUGAGAGUUUUACUGGUGCUUAGAGAGAAACACAUCACUUCUAAGCCCACGUAUUAGAGAGGAAGGACGGUCUGCAGUUCAUCAUCUACGCUUUCCAUGAGAGAAGCUAGAAAAGGUGCCCGUGGCCGGUUACGGCCCAGCAGCUGGAGCAGCAGACGUUCAUUUACCAUUUCUCGCGUCUGAGGGCAGGAGUCGGAGCGCUUAGCCGGCGUCGCUGCUCAGGGUCUCUCGUGAAGCAGGAGUCAGCGGUGGGUCGGGCUGCGCUCCUUUGAAGCUUUAACUGGGCUUGGGGCUCAGCUUCCAAGUUGCUCACCUGUUGUUGAUCAGAGAGCGUGUCCUUUGUGAUCCCAGUCCUUGGAAAUUGUGAGGCCUUGCCCUGUGGCCUGCCCGGGAUAUGUUUUGGUAAAUGUAGGCUGUGCACUUGAGAAGAAUAUAUUUUGAUGUUGCUGGGGACGUUGUUUUGUGUGUGUCAGGUGACACUGACAACCCUGCUGCUCAGAGCUCCUGCACCCUUACUGACUGCCUCGUUUAAACUCGGCCUAUCAGUUAUGGAGAGAGGCCUGUCCACAGUUCUAGCUAUGACCACGAACUUGUACUUUUUUCUUAGUUAUGUCAGUUUUGCUGUAUGUGUUUUGGGGCUGUUUUCUCACAUGCCGACGAAUUUAGGAUUGUUUUAUCUUCUUGUCGAACGGACCUUGUCGUUACUAUGAAGUGUUUCUAUUCCUCUCAUUCUCAGUUCUUGCCUUCACGUGCAUUUUGCCUGAUAACACAGGCACACGGCUGCUGCCUCAGUCAGCGCUUCCAUAACACAUCUUUUUCCACCCUGUGCUGUCAGCCUCUCUGUCUUUAUGCUGCAUACAAAGUGCGUCUUACACAGACAUACAGUUGGGACUCCUUUUCUUUCUCCAGCUGGCCAGCUCUGUCCUUUAAGAGGCAGAGCGUUUAAGGUGAGUGUGCGCGAGGCUGAUUCUCUGCCACUGUCUCGCUCCUCGUUUUAUGGAUCUCAGGUUUUUAUUCCUUUAUUCUGCUGCUGCUGCUUCUGAUAGUGAUCAAUUUUCUUAUUUAUAUCUCUUCUAUUAGAGUUUUAGUAAUAUAUUUUUAUAUUGUUCCCUUGGGUGUUGCCCUUAAGUUCAUUAGCAUCUCCCGAAUGAGCCAGUGACGCUGAGCAGGCUCCUCCCGGCUGCUGGUUCCCGCCCUUGCUGCUGUGCUGUCACCAUCUUGCGUCCCAGGAGGUGCCCAGCAGGGCGUCCACAUGCUGGUACUAGACAUCAGGAUUCUCUUCACCAUUAAAGACUGUCCUGAAGCUCUUCCUUCCUGCAGCUUCCUGCCCCAGUGAGGGCUGAUUUUCAUUCAUGCAAAUAACUUUUUUUUCUAAUAUUUCUUUGUAUCUUGGUUAUGUUUUGACGGGCAGUAAUUUCAGCUUUUGUUUGUCUGAAAUACAUUUAGUUGCCCUUUAUUCUGUGCAGGACAGAAAUCUAGGUGGAUGUUUCUGCCAUCCCCAGCACUUGAGCGAUGUGCUCCACUGUCUUCUAGCUCCGUGAAUUUUGUUAAAAAUUUCAACUUUCAUUGUUAUUUGCUGCUCCUUUGAAGGUAAGUGGCUUACCUUACUUUUUUCUUUGUUUUAAAUUUUUUUCUCAUCUUUGGUUUUCAGCAGUCUGUGUUGUAUGUGAUUUUCUUUUUACUUUUCUUGGAAUAUCCAGAACUCGGAUCUGGGAGUUGGUAUCUUUCAUCAGUUUUGGAAAACUCUUAGCCAUUAUUGUUUUGACUUUUUUUCCCCUGUUGUUCUUCUUUCUGAGACUUCAGUUUUAUGUGUAUGCGCAUGUGUGUGUGCAUGUGUGUGUGCAU